Molecule: messenger RNA, 2684 nt
Organism: Dryobates pubescens (Downy woodpecker)
Lineage: Eukaryota; Metazoa; Chordata; Aves; Piciformes; Picidae
Product: 5-hydroxytryptamine receptor 7-like
Exons: 4
Coding region: 163-1443 (426 amino acids)
Biological process (GO): chemical synaptic transmission; adenylate cyclase-activating adrenergic receptor signaling pathway; vasoconstriction
Cellular component (GO): membrane
Molecular function (GO): G protein-coupled serotonin receptor activity
Source: RefSeq, a predicted model, not a curated record
CGGGAGGCGGGGAGGGGAGAAGGAUGCUCCAGGGCUGGCUCUUCGCUUUCUCUCCUGCCCGGAGCUCGCAGGGGCUUGCCUGGAGGAUGUCUCACCCCCUCGGCACAGGUGUCAUUGCUGGGGGAGAGCUCGUGUGGCUGCCCGCUGCGGUGAGCUCGGAGCAUGCUGCUCGGGGUCGGCCCCAGGCGGUUUCUGGAGCACCAUCUUCUCUUUGUGGAGAAGGCAGAGCAGCAGCACCCGGCUCAAAAACCCCUCCUGCCUCCAUUCAUGACUGAGGAACCCUCCGUGCCAGCCGAGCCAGACCUGCCCUCCUCCAACCUCACCAACGCGACGGACUGCGGCGAGGAGAUCUUGCUCUAUGGGGACACGGAGAAGAUCGUCAUCGGCGUGGUGCUCUCCAUCAUCAUCCUCAUGACCAUCGCUGGCAACCUGCUGGUCAUCAUCUCCGUCUGCAUCGUCAAGAAGCUCCGGCAGCCCUCCAACUACCUGGUGGUGUCCCUCGCGGCCGCCGACCUGUCGGUGGCCUUUGCCGUCAUGCCCUUCGUGACCAUCACAGACCUGGUCGGGGGAGAGUGGCUCUUUGGGAAGGUUUUCUGCAACGUGUUUAUCGCCAUGGAUGUUAUGUGCUGCACGGCCUCCAUCAUGACCUUGUGCAUCAUCAGCGUGGACAGGUAUCUGGGGAUCACUCGGCCGCUGACGUACCCCGUGAGGCAAAACGGGAAGCUGAUGGCCAAGAUGGUCUUCAUCGUCUGGCUGCUCUCCGCCUCCAUCACGCUUCCUCCUCUGUUUGGCUGGGCCAAGAACGUCACGGUGGAAAGAGUCUGCCUCAUCAGCCAGGACUUCGGCUACACGGUCUACUCCACGGGGGUCGCCUUCUACAUCCCCAUGGCCGUCAUGCUGGUCAUGUACAGCCGGAUCUACCGGGCGGCCAAGGACAGCGCCGAGAAGCACCGCUUCAUGAACCUCCCCAAGCACUACGAGGAGGAAGGCGUCUACUGCCUGGAGGCCUCCAGCCGCGGCCACCGCAGCUCCAGGCGGACCAAAGCGGCGGAGGAAUGCGCCACGCUCUCCAAGCUGCUCCGGCAGGACCGCAAGAACAUUUCCAUCUUCAAGCGGGAGCAGAAGGCGGCUCGGACCCUCGGCAUCAUCGUGGGGGCCUUCACCUUCUGCUGGCUUCCCUUCUUCCUGAUGUCGACGGCUCGGCCGUUCAUCUGCGGCAUCCGCUGCAGCUGCAUGCCCCUGAGGCUGGAGAGGACUCUGCUCUGGCUGGGCUACACCAACUCCCUCAUCAACCCUUUGAUCUAUGCUUUCUUCAACCGAGACUUGAGGACUACUUUCUGGAACCUCCUGAGGUGCAGGUACAGGAACAUCAACAGGAGGCUGUCCGCUGCCAGCAUGCACGAAGCCCUGAAAGCCACAGAGAGGCACGAAUGCAUCCUGUAGAGCUGUGUCCUCUCGCUCAGUGCCUGACCAACCACCUCCUGCCUCUCCAUUUCAGGUUCCUUGCUUCUUCUGCCUCUCGAGGCUGGCAAAAACCAUGCGUGCCAUUGUCCCCCCUGCCAGGCAUCACCACUGAGAGAGACACCCCUUCCCCUCUCCCCAGCAGAAGCUGCUGUUCUUCUCCCCCCUUCUAACCAUAUUCCAGGUGGGAGCUGGAAAACAAACAGGACCGGGGGGGAUUCAUGGUCUGCCACCAACUGUGGGCAAGUCACACCACCUUACUGUGCCUCAGUUUCCCCUUCUGUUAAAAAAUAAAUAGAAAAAGAGGAAGGACAAGAAACCCUCCCAACCAAACAAAAAGCAUCCUACAAACUUGGUAAGAGUGUGGCUCUCCACCUUCACAAAGGGCUCAAAGGUCUGUGGAGGGCACACAAUAUCCUCUGUAAAGAUGACACUGGCUGCACUUCUCUAAUGGAAUACGGUAGCAGCUGCAGGCUCUUUGUAGAUCCAAGCCCUCAAGGCAUCCCAGCUUGCACGAACUCUUCCCACCUGUGUAAGAGCAUUGUACACACUGAGCUCGUGUCCAGGUCUGCACGUCAGAGCAGUGACCCCACCGGCCCUGUCCCCUCUCACGCCGUAGCACUGGGAAGAGGCACACUCCCAGAAGGUGACUCAAAUCAACAGGAAGAUUCCUUUCUGGUUGGAUAGGAAAGUCCAACAGCUUCCUCAUCAGGGCCACUAGUGACCAGUGGGCAAAGACAGCUCUGUUUAUUGGGUUGUGCUGUAAUUCCUUCUCAGACAAGUGAUGUGUGCUCAUAGUUCGCGGCUAAUCAACUCCAUCUAAGCACGCUUUGGUUGGCAACAGGAAAAGGUACAGAAUUUCUCUGACAGUGUCCAGCAAGCUUGAAAAAAUGCACUCAUUGAUAUGAUUCUGCCCCUCUGCUCUGCUCUGGUGGGACCCCACCUGGAGUACUGUGGUCAGCUUUGGAGCCUCCAACACAAGAAGGACAUGGAUCUGGUGGAGACAGUUCAGAGGAGGGCCAUGAGGAUUAUCAGAGGGCUGGAGCACCUCUUCUGUGAGGGCAGCCUGGAAGAGUUGGGUCUGUUCAGCCUGGAAAAGAGAAGGCUCCAAGGAGACUUUAGAGCAGCCUUCCAGUACCUGAAGAGGGCUACAAGAAUGCUGGAGAGGGACUUUUCAUAAGGGGCUGUGGUGACAGAACAAGGGGCAAUGGCUUUAAACUAGA